This is a messenger RNA of Mytilus californianus (California mussel), 5353 nucleotides long. RefSeq names its product protein white-like. Gene Ontology annotation, cellular component: plasma membrane. Bases 87 to 2156 code for a protein of 689 amino acids. The record is from RefSeq and is a predicted model, not a curated record. NCBI's taxonomy places the organism in Eukaryota, Metazoa, Mollusca, Bivalvia, Mytilida, Mytilidae. Gene Ontology annotation, biological process: transmembrane transport. Gene Ontology annotation, molecular function: ABC-type transporter activity; ATP hydrolysis activity; ATP binding. The transcript is spliced from 19 exons.
UAAAAACAGAUUGUAAACAAGUAAAUGACUGGAAAAAGAACAUAGAAUGUAUUGACUGCCUUUGAAUACAAAAACAAAACUUUACAAUGGAGUCUGAGAAAACACCAUUACUGUCUGCUGAUAGCAACUCUCAUACGUAUGUAAAUAUUGAUCAAAACAGUCAAUCCGUAAAAGAGACAAUCUAUGUAGAUAACGAUUUAUACCAACCAUAUGAUGGAACUCAACCACCCAAAAAUAUGCGUGAAACUUACCUUAAGCAGCCAAGGGCCAGUGUUGUUGACCCUGUAGACCCAAUAACACUUUCUUGGAAAGAUGUCAAUGUGUACUCUAUACCUGAAGACAAGAAAUGUUGUCGUGGAAAUAAUUCUGCAGCUAUACCAAAGCGUAUUCUUAGGAAUGUAAAUGGAAUUUUGAAACCAGGAACGUUGAUGGCUUGUAUGGGUGCAAGUGGUGCUGGAAAGUCAACACUAAUGAACAUCUUAACAUUCAGGAAUUGUGGGAAGCUUGUUGUACAAGGGGAUGUGAGGGUCAAUGGGAUAGAAAUUGGACGAAGUAUCAGGAAUGUCUCAGCAUAUGUCCAACAAGAUGAUUUAUUUAUAGGUGCCUUAACAGUCAGGGAACACUUACAGUUCAGGGCCAUUUUAAGGAUGGACAGAAGAAUAAGGAAAAGUAAAAGAUUAGAAAGAGUGGAGGAAGUUAUACAUGAGCUUGGUUUGUCAAAGUGUGCUAACACAUUGAUUGGUACUCCAGGAAGGAUAAAAGGUAUAUCAGGUGGGGAAAUGAAGAGACUCUCAUUUGCUUCAGAGAUACUAACAAACCCACCAUUAUUAUUUUGUGAUGAGCCUACCUCGGGAUUAGAUUCCUAUAUGGCCAUGAAUAUUGUAGAUAUGUUAAAAAAACUGGUAUCCAAAGGCCAUACAAUAUUGUGUACCAUACAUCAGCCUUCUUCAGAGGUCUACGAUAUGUUUGAUCAGUUAUUAUUGCUAGCCGAGGGAAGAACAGCUUAUAUGGGACCUGCCAAAGAAGGCUUAGAUUUCUUUAAGGAGCAAGGUUACCCAUGUCCGGUGAACUACAAUCCUGCGGACUACUUCAUUAUGACACUGGCCAUAUUACCUGAUCAACUAGAUGUAUGUAGGAAGAGAGUAGAGAAAAUUUGUGAUGCAUUUUCCAAAAGUAAACAUGCAGUUGAGUUAACCAAGGAAACAGAUAUUGUUUGCAAUGGCACCAAUCCUGUUACCACGGCAAGUUUGGUUGUAGACCGGGAAUCAAGCUAUGGGGCAAAUUGGUUCCAACAGUUUGGAAGCUUAACAUGGAGAGCCUGGGCACAGAAUGUCAGAGAUCCAUUGAUUCUGAAAGUCAAAAUCUUUCAGACAAUUUUUGUAGGAGUUGUACUUGGUCUGAUAUAUCUCCAUGAUAACAAUGAUUAUGAUCAAAAACGAGUGGUCAACAUCAAUGGAGUGCUUUUCUUAUUGCUGACCAACAUGAGCUUUUCAAACAUGUUUGCUAUCCUGAAUACAUUCCCUAUGGAAUUACCUAUUUUCUUACGAGAGCAUGGCAGUGGUUUAUACAGAGUAGAUACAUAUUACCUGAGUAAAUCUAUAACAGAACUACCAUCUUUAAUUAUUCUUCCUGUAUUGUUUACAUCUAUACUUUACUGGAUGGCAGGUUUAUAUUAUAAUGUUGAAUCUUUUCUGAUUUGUUGUGGUAUUGCUAUACUGGUGGCUAAUACAGCAGCAUCAUUUGGAAUGAUUAUAUCAACACUGUCCAGUUCAGCAAACAUGGCAUUAGCAGUAGCACCACCAUUAUUGAUACCAUUGAUGUUGUUCGGUGGGUUUUUUGUACAAAAUGAUACCAUUCCAGACUGGUUACUUUGGUUGAAGUAUUUGUCCUGGUUCCAAUACAGUAAUGAAGUUCUAUCAAUAAAUCAGUGGAGCGAUAUAGAUCAUAUAGAAUGUAAAAAUGUUACUGUGGCAGUGAACUCAACUGUAGGCAAUCCUUCACGGUGCUUUACUUCAGGAAGUCAAGUUAUAGAGUCUCUUAGCUUUGAUGAGGACAACUGGUAUUUAGACUUUGGACUGAUUUCAGCAUUGUUUGUUGGAUUUAGGAUUGUUUCCUUCAUCAUUCUAGUUAUACGAGCCAAAAGAUCUAGUGCUUAAGUAUGAAAAGAAUUCCUGUUUGAGAUGGUUGUGUGCCAAUGUAAGAAAUGAAUUAUCGGAUUAGAGAAAAGUUCCUGAAAUUAAGAAUUUAUAUACUGGGACAGUACAUUUUCAAAGAUUGUGUGGUUCAUCAGUACCUUAAAUUCUAAUAUCCAACAUGAUGCAUAUAUUUCAUUGAUUUGAUAUAUGUGAAGUCUGAGACAAUAGUUUGGAAAACCUUGCUUUGUAAUGAUUGUUCCACAAUCUCAUAAAGAAAUUACCUUUACAAUAUUUCUAUGAUAUAAAGAAUUUAAAAAUGAUAUCGAGAAAAUGCCAUUCUUACCUUGUUUACAGUUGAAUGUGUUACUUAGAUAACACUUUCUGUAAGUGAUUUAUACUCAUAUUAGAUUUUAUAAGAUAACACUUUCUGUAAGUGAUAUAUACUCAUAUUAGAUUUUAUUUCUACUAUUUACCUUGAAAUGAAUAGGUCAGUUUUAUUGAGAUGAGACCACUAGACAGCAUGGUUUACUAUUUACUUCUAUAAGUCAUAUUUAACAGUUAUUGUUUUAAUUUAAAAGUUUUUAGAAAUUGAAUACAUUUUAUUUGUUGAUGUUGGCUGUCAUCUUUUGUAUGUGAUGUUUACAUGACUGACACAUGUUUGAUUUUAUGAAAAUCAUUACAUUUUUUAAUCUUGGUAUUUUUCUGUACUGUUUAAUAAAUUGUACAAUAUUUUGUUCAUAUUAUAUUCAUGGUUUUUAUUAUUUCUUUGUAAUACUCAAGUUAAUGUUAACAUUUCAAAUGUAAAAUUUGUGGUUGUGAUUAUUUACGAAGUUUUUUAUUUUUAUUUCAAGUUUGUCUUUGUCGUAUCAGCAUGUCAAUUGGUUGUCUUUGUUGUAUCAACAUGUCAAUUAGUUGUCUUUGUUGUAUCAGCAUGUCAAUUGGUUCUCUUUGUUGUAUCAGCAUGUCAAUUGGUUGUCUUUGUUGUAUCAUCAUGUCAAUUGGUUGUCUUUGUUGUAUCAGCAUGUCAAUUAGUUGUCUUUGUUGUAUCAGCAUGUCAAUUGGUCGUCUUUGUUGUAUCAGCAUGUCAAUUGGUCAUCUUUGUUGUAUCAGCAUGUCAAUUCGUUGUCUUUGUUGUAUCAGCAUGUCAAUUGGUCGUCUUUGUUGUAUCAUCAUGUCAAUUGGUUGUCUUUGUUGUAUCAGCAUGUCAAUUGGUUGUCUUUGUUGUAUCAGCAUGUCAAUUGGUUGUCUUUGUUGUAUCAGCAUGUCAAUUGGUUGUCUUUGUUGUAUCAGCAUGUCAGUUAGUUGUCUUUUAUUUGGCAUUUUGAAUGAAUUUUAUACAAUAAUGUAACAAACUAUUCUUUGAAAGUUAGUUUAUUUAGAGUAAUAAGCAGAGGUCAUCCAGAAGUGUGUUAUAUGUACUAUUGGAUUAUCUCCCUUUAUACACAGAAAUUAUCAGUAUCAUUAGACAAAUUACUGUAGCAAGUACAUAUUCAGCCAGAUAAUUCAGACGAAAUGUGAAACAGAUUCAUACAUCAUUAUGCCAAGUAUAAAAUUCAUUUAAACACACUACUGUUAGAAUAUAGAAUUAGUUUAAUACACAAAUAUAAAAUCAGUCAUAUGUGUAAGUUACUUUUCCUUAUGUAUCUUUAUAUCAAAUAAUAAUAUAUUUUUUCUGUGUAUUAUAAAAAGAACACAACUUUCUUGAAAAUUGUAAAUGAAUUUAGUUUAGGGGUUUAUAUCAUCAAAACUCAACCUAGCUGCUUGUACUGAAAAUAUAUCUCAAUCAUCUUUUCAAAGUAUAAUUAUAUAAUAUAUACUUCUACUUUAACCUUGAAUGAGUUUAAUUCUUAUGAAAACCCUUAUGUUAAGGAAGGAAGUAGGUAAAAAGGAUGGGGCUAUCAUGUAAUAAUUUUUUUGUUUGUUUGGAUAUCAUCUUUAUUGUUAGUCAUAAUCCACUCAUAAUAAAGUUUAAGGUUUACUCUAAUCAAAGCCUUGGAUGAAUUCAAUUUUUAUUUUGCAAAGAUAGAAAAAGAAGAACCAUUUUUUGAAGAGGAAAACUCUUGGUGUGGUCUUUUACUUUUCAAUAUUUUAUAUGUUUCCUGUUAUCUUUUUUAUGUGCUAUUGUGUAAAAUAACAUGUACAAGUAUGAAUGUUAUUAUUGAUGUGAUGUGUAAGCUUUGGAUACUGAUUAAGCUGACAACUAUAGAACUCCUGUUCCUAAUAAAUUGAAAAGUCUAUUAUAUCAUUACUUGUACUUUGGUAAAUUUAUAUAAUUUCGGUUCAGUUGGAAGAGGCAGAUCCUCCAUCUCUCCAACAAAUAUGUAUGAAGAGGUUCAAAUUGUUUUAAAAUGAUUUUAAUAGGAAAAUUGAUAUUUGCAAACGGCAAAUUUCAUAGAUUAAGACAUGAAAUUGGAUGUCAAGCUUGUCUGGCUACAAUCUGGGGUACAAUUGACAAUAUAAUUAGCAAAUUGCUUCUACCUUUCAAUCAAAAGUGUGUCAAAAUUAUGUUUCGAUAGCUGUAAAUCAUUCAAUUAGGAGCAAAUUAUUGAACUUCCUGUCCAGGUAGAAUUUCUAAUUUGCCGUUUUUCAGAGGAAAAUCUAGCAUUUUAGACAUUGGAAGUCUUAUGACACUAGAAAACGGGUCCUUUGUUGAAAUUCCGGGUUAUUUGAUAACCAGGGCGGGUAUUGAAAAAUCUAGGGUGAGCUAAUACUGGUCAUUUGACAAAUAUGUAUAAAGUACACCACUAUUGUCAAGUCAGUCUAUCAUACUCUUUAAUUUGUCUUUUUCAUUUUCGGUAAAAAUAAUUAAAGGAUUUUCCUUUAUUAAUUACAAAAAAUUAUUAGAAUUUUGUCUCAUUUUCUACAAUUUACAACUUCUUGAUGUCAAACUUCUGUGUAUUUAUGUAAAACAUUUGGUUACCUGCUGUAAUCAUAAUAUUUACUCUUCAAAGUAAUGUCAAUAUUUAAAUUCUUCAUUAAUUUUUACUUUGCAUUUAUAUGUAGUCUACUUGAAUUUUUAAAAUAUUGACUUUUAGUUCAGGAAGAUAUUGUUGAUGCCAAGUUUGACCUAAGAAAAUUGUUUUAUGGAUCAUAAUUUUUAUAAGAAUGCAUAUUUAUCUAUGAUAUGAUUAAUAAGUGAUAUUACAGUUUAACAUAAUAAUUUUGGUUUUUUAAUGUUAUAGAAAUAUUUUAUGAUUAAAAAUUAUAAUUUUCUUGUU